UAGCCAUGGUUGACAAGAGCGAGGUGGUUCAGAAGGAGCUGGUCCAGAAGGCUAAGCUGGCGGAGCAGGCCGAGCGCUACGAUGACAUGGCGGCCUCCAUGAAGGCUGUAACGGAGGAGGGCACCCAGUUGUCCAACGAGGAGCGGAACCUCCUCUCCGUGGCCUAUAAGAACGUGGUGGGGGCCCGGCGCUCCUCCUGGAGGGUGGUGUCCAGCAUCGAGCAGAAGACUGAGGGUAGUGAGAAGAAGCAGGCCAUGGCCAAGGAGUACAGAGAGAAGAUAGAGAAGGAACUGAAGGAGAUCUGUAAUGAUGUGCUGGUAAGACUACUGUCUGUCUCUGUGUGUGGGUCUCUAUGAGAGGCAUAGUCUGUCUCUGUGUGGGGGUCUCUAUGAGAAGCAUAGUCUGUCUCUGUGUGGGGGUCUCUAUGAGAAGCAUAGUCUGUCUCUGUGUAGGGGUCUCUAUGAGAAGCAUAGUCUGUCUCUGUGUGGGGGUCUCUAUGAGAAGCAUAGUCUGUCUCUGUGUGGGGGUCUCUAUGAGAGGCAUAGUCUGUCUCUGUGUGUGUGUCUCUAUGAGAAGCAUAGUCUGUCUCUGUGUGGGGGUCUCUAUGAGAGGCAUAGUCUGUCUCUGUGUGGGGGUCUCUAUGAGAAGCAUAGUCUGUCUCUGUGUGGGGGUCUCUAUGAGAGGCAUAGUCUGUCUCUGUGUGGGGGUCUCUAUGAGAAGCAUAGUCUGUCUCUGUGUGGGGGUCUCUAUGAGAAGCAUAGUCUGUCUCUGUGUGGGGGUCUCUAUGAGAAGCAUAGUCUGUCUCUGUGUGGGGGUCUCUAUGAGAGGCAUAGUCUGUCUCUGUGUGGGGGUCUCUAUGAGAAGCAUAGUCUGUCUCUGUGUGGGGGUCUCUAUGAGAAGCAUAGUCUGUCUCUGUGUGUGUGUCUCUAUGAGAGGCAUAGUCUGUCUCUGUGUGGGGGUCUCUAUGAGAGGCAUAGUCUGUCUCUGUGUGGGGGUCUCUAUGAGAAGCAUAGUCUGUCUCUGUGUGGGGGUCUCUAUGAGAAGCAUAGUCUGUCUCUGUGUGGGGGUCUCUAUGAGAAGCAUAGUCUGUCUCUGUGUGGGGGUCUCUAUGAGAGGCAUAGUCUGUCUCUGUGUGGGGGUCUCUAUGAGAAGCAUAGUCUGUCUCUGUGUGGGGGUCUCUAUGAGAAGCAUAGUCUGUCUCUGUUUAGGGGUCCUCUAUGAGAAGCAUAGUCUGUCUCUGUGUGUGUGUCUCUAUGAGAGGCAUAGUCUGUCUCUGUGUGGGGGUCUCUAUGAGAGGCAUAGUCUGUCUCUGUGUGGGGGUCUCUAUGAGAGGCAUAGUCUGUCUCUGUGUGGGGGUCUCUAUGAGAGGCAUAGUCUGUCUCUGUGUGGGGGUCUCUAUGAGAGGCAUAGUCUCUCUGUGUGGGGGUCUCUAUGAGAGGCAUAGUCUCUCUGUGUGGGGGUCUCUAUGAGAAGCAUAGUCUCUCUGUGUGGGGGUCUCCGGCCAUUCGUGCUUUAUGUCCUCUGAUGCUACCCGUCUUUCACCCAGACCGUAGGAAGGAGGACUAGACUAUAGGUUCUACAGCUACUAAAUCCCCAUCAGAUAUGAUGCUAAGUGUUUUAGGUGGCUUGACCCAUAGUGAGCUUUCAUCCUUCAAAAUGCCAUAUCAUUUGCUAUCCAUCAACUGUCCAUUUAUUGAGGAGGUGCUACAACAGGGGGCUCUCCCCCAAACCUUGCCCCUCCCCUUAUCCUGUAAUGAUUGAGGUUUUCCUGCCUGCGCCUGGCCCUGGUCCAGUUCUGUCAGUAAUCAGCUGUCAGCCAGUACCCAGGACCUCAUUCAGCUCAUUAUUCCAUUCCUCAUCUCUGUCCCGUUGUAGAGACACUCUGACAGGGACAAGUGUCUCAGGUGAGAGAGAGACGUCCCCUGGGUGCAUGUUUUGGUUGUUGCCCCUAGCACUACACAGCUGAUUCAAAUAACCAACUCAUCAUCAAGCUUUGAUUAUUUGAAUCAGCUGUGUGGUGCUAGGGCAAAAACUAAAACGUGUACGGGGGGGGGGGAGGGGGGCAGGACCGAGUUUGGGAAACCCUGUUCAAGAGGAGUCAGUCAAGUGGUUCAGUGCAUUUCCCAGGAGAUUAGAAUGUGUGGUACCAGUACACUACAGGAAGAAGCAUUACCUUAUAGUAUUAAUACAGGAAGAAGCAUUACCUCAUAGUAUUAAUACAGGAAGAAGCAUUACCUUAUAGUAUUAAUACAGGAAGAAACAUUACCUUAUAGUAUUAAUACAGGAAGAAGCAUUACCUCAUAGUAUUAAUACAGGAAAAAGCAUUACCUUAUAGUAUUAAUACAGGAAGAAGCAUUACCUUAUAGUAUUAAUACAGGAAGAAGCAUUACCUCAUAGUAUUAAUACAGGAAGAAGCAUUACCUUAUAGUAUUAAUACAGGCAGAAGCAUUACCUUAUAGUAUUAAUACAGGAAGAAGCAUUACCUCAUAGUAUUAAUACAGGAAGAAGCAUUACCUAUAGUAUUAAUACAGGAAGAAGCAUUACCUCAUAGUAUUAAUACAGGAAGAAGCAUUACCUCAUAGUAUUAAUACAGGAAGAAGCAUUACCUUAUAGUAUUAAUACAGGAAGAAGCAUUACCUCAUAGUAUUAAUACAGAAAGCAUACCUUAGAUAAUACAGGAAGCAUUACCCCAUAGUAUUAAUACAGGAAGACGCAUUACCUUAUCGUAUUAAUACAGGAAGAAGCAUUACCUUAUAGUAUUAAUACAGGAAGAAGCAUUACCUCAUAGUAUUAAUACAGGAAGAAGCAUUACCUCAUAGUAUUAAUACAGGAAGAAGCAUUACCUUAUAGUAUUAAUACAGGAAGAAGCAUUACCUUAUAGUAUUAAUACAGGAAGACGCAUUACCUCAUAGUAUUAAUACAGGAAGAAGCAUUACCUCAUAGUAUUAAUACAGGAAAAGCAUUACCUUAUAGUAUUAAUACAGGAAGAAGCAUUACCUCAUAGUAUUAAUACAGGAAGAACGCAUUACCUCAUAGUAUUAAUACAGGAAGAAGCAUUACCUCAUAGUAUUAAUACAGGAAGAAGCAUUACCUUAUAGUAUUAAUACAGGAAGAAGCUUACCUCUAGUAUGAAUACAGGAAGAAGCAUUACCUCAUAGUAUUAAUACAGGAAGACGCAUUACCUCAUAGUAUUAUACAGGAAAAGCAUUACCUAUAGUAUUAAUACAGGAAGAAGCAUUACCUUAUAGUAUUAAUACAGGAAGAAGCAUUGCCUUGUAGUAUUAAUACAGGAAGAAGCAUUACCUUGUAGUAUUAAUACAGGAAGAAGCAUUACCUCGUAGUAUUAAUACAGGAAGAAGCAUUACCUCGUAGUAUUAAUACAGGAAGAAGCAUUACCUCAUAGUAUUAAUACAGGAAGAAGCAUUACCUCAUAGUAUUAAUACGCGAAGAAGCAUUACCUUAUAGUAUUAAUAUAGGAAGAAGCAUUACCUCAUAGUAUUAAUACAGGAAGAAGCAUUACCUCAUAGUACACUGCUCAAAGAAUUUAAGGGAACACUUAAACAACACAAUGUAACUCCAAGUCAAUCACACUUCUGUGAAAUCAAACUGUCCACUUAGGAAGCAACACUGAUUGACAAUCAAUUUCACAUGCUGUUGUGCAAAUGGAAUAGACAACAGGUGGAAAUUAUAGGCAAUUAGCAAGACACCCCCAAUAAAGAAGUGGUUCUGCAGGUGGUGACCACAGACCACUUCUCAGUUCCUAUGCUUCCUGGCUGAUGUUUUGGUCACUUUUGAAUGCUGGCGGUGCUUUCACUCUAGUGGUAGCAUGAGACGGAGUCUACAACCCACACAAGUGGCUCAGGUAGUCCAGCUCAUCCAGGAUGGCACAUCAAUGCGAGCUGUGGCAAGAAGGUUUGCUGUGUCUGUCAGCGUAGUGUCCAGAGCAUGGAGGCGCUACCAGGAGACAGGCCAGUACAUCAGGAGAUGUGGAGGAGGCCGUAGGAGGGCAACAACCCAGCAGCAGGACCGCUACCUCCGCCUUUGUGCAAGGAGGAGCAGGAGGAGCACUGCCAGAGCCCUGCAAAUUGACCUCCAGCAGGCCACAAAUGUGCAUGUGUCUGCUCAAACGGUCAGAAACAGACUCCAUGAGGGUGGUAUGAGGGCCCGACGUCCACAGGUUGGGGUUGUGCUUACAGCCCAACACCGUGCAGGACGUUUGGCAUUUGCCAGAGAACACCAAGAUUGGCAAAUUCGCCACUGGCGCCCUGUGCUCUUCAUAGAUGAAAGCAGGUUCACACUGAGCACGUGACAGACGUGACAGAGUCUGGAGACGCCGUGGAGAACAUUCUGCUGCCUGCAACAUCCUCCAGCAUGACCGGUUUAGCGGUGGGUCAGUCAUGGUGUGGGGUGGCAUUUCUUUGGGGGGCCGCACAGCCCUCCAUGUGCUCGCUAGAGGUAGCCUGACUGCCAUUAGGUACCGAGAUGAGAUCCUCAGACCCCUUGUGAGACCAUAUGCUGGUGCGGUUGGCCCUGGGUUCCUCCUAAUGCAAGACAAUGCUAGACCUCAUGUGGCUGGAGUGUGUCAGCAGUUCCUGCAAGAGGAAGGCAUUGAUGCUAUGGACUGGCCCGCCCGUUCCCCAGACCUGAAUCCAAUUGAGCACAUCUGGGACAUCAUGUCUCGCUCCAUCCACCAACGCCACGUUGCACCACAGACUGUCCAGGAGUUGGCGGAUGCUUUAGUCCAGGUCUGGGAGGAGAUCCCUCAGGAGACCAUUCGCCACCUCAUCAGGAGCAUUCCCAGGCGUUGUAGGGAGGUCAUACAGGCACGUGGAGGCCACACACACUACUGAGCCUCAUUUUGACUUGUUUUAAGGACAUUACAUCAAAGUUGGAUCAGCCUGUAGUGUGGUUUUCCACUUUAAUUUUGAGGGUGACUCCAAAUUCAGACCUCCAUGGGUUGAUAAAUUUGAUUUCCAUUGAUAAUUUUUGUAUGAUUUUGUUGUCAGCACAUUCAACUAUGUAAAGAAAAAAGUAUUUAAUAAGAUUAUUUUAUUCAUUCAGAUCUAGGAUGUGUUGUUUAAGUGUUCCCUUUAUUUUUUUGAGCAGUGUAUUAAUACAGGAAGAAGCAUUACCUCAUAGUAUUAAUACAGGAAGAAGCAUUACCUUAUAUUAUUAAUACAGGAAGAAGCAUUGCCUUGUAGUAUUAAUACAGGAAGAAGCAUUACCUUAUAUUAUUAAUACAGGAAGAAGCAUUACCUCAUAGUAUUAAUACAGGAAGAAGCAUUACCUCAUAGUAUUAAUACAGGAAAAAGCAUUACCUCAUAGUAUUAAUACAGGAAGAAGCAUUACCUCAUAGUAUUAAUACAGGAAGAAGCAUUACCUCAUAGUAUUAAUACAGGAAGAAGCAUCACAUCAUAGUAUUAAUACAGGAAGAAGCAUUAUCUUAUAGUAUUAAUACAGGAAGAAGCAUUACCUCAUAGUAUUAAUACAGGAAGAAGCAUUACCUUAUAGUAUUAAUACAGGAAGAAGCAUUACCUCAUAGUAUUAAUACAGAAAAUGUAAUACUCAUAAUAAAUAAUAAUAUAUUACAUUUCUUUAGCGCUUUUAAUCAUCUCAAACAUCAUGAGUAUCCUAACUAUAGUUAGGUCAGCCAAUAGAGGCCAAGUCUUCUGAGUACAUGCAUCCUCCAAAGAUGGAGGGGAUACUUCAUGGCUGAUCAGAGGAAGGUGGUCAGGGAGAUGGUUGAUGAAGAGUCUGAUGAUGAUCAUGUAGAGGGCUACAUCCCUACGGUGAAGCAUGGUGGUGGCAGCAUCAUGCUGUGGGGAUGUUUUUCAGCGGCAGGGACUGGGAAACUAGUCAGGAUCGAGGGAAAGAUGAACGGAGCAAAGUACUGAGAGAUCCUUGAUGAAAACCUGCUCCAGAGCGCUCAGGUCCUCAGACUGGGGGCGAAGGUUCACCUUCCAACAGGACAAUGACCCUAAGCACACAGCCAAGACAACGCAGGAGUGGUUUCGGGACAAGUCUCUGUCCUUAAGUGGCCCAGCCAGAGCCCAGAUUUGAACACAAUCUAACAUCUCUGGAGAGACCUGAAAAUAGCUGUGCAGCGACGCUCCAACCAUUCAACCUGACAGAGCUUGAGAGGAUCUGCAGAGAAGAAUGAGAGAAACUCCCCAAAUACAGGUAUGCCAAGCUUGUAGUGUCAUACCCAAGACGACUUGAGGCUGUAAUCGCUGCCAAAGGUGCUUCAACAAAGUACUGAGUAAAGGGUCUGAGUACUUAUGUAAACAUAAUAUUUCAGUUAUUUAAAUUUUUUAUACAUUUACAAACAUUUCUAUACACCUGUUUUUGCAUUGUCAUUAUGGGGUAUUGUGUAUAGAUUGAUGAGGGGGGAAAAACAAUUUAAUCAAUUUUUGAAGACGCUGUAAUGUAACAAAAUGUGAAAAAAGUCAAGGGGUCUGAAUACACUAUGUAGAAUAUUGGCCUGUUGGAAACUACAACUCUCUACUACAUCACACGGCUGGAAACUACAACUCUCUACUACAUCACACGGCUGGAAACUACAACUCUCUACUACAUCACACGGCUGGAAACUACAACUCUCUACUACAUCACACGGCUGGAAACUACAACUCCUACUACAUCACACGGCUGGAAACUACAACUCUCUUACUACACACAACGGCUGGAAACUACAACUCUCUACUACCCUACAUCCACACGGCUGGAAACUACAACUCUCUACUACAUCACACGGCUGGAAACUACAACUCUCUACUACAUCACACGGCUGGAAACUACAACUCUCUACUACAUCACACGGCUGGAAACUACAACUCCCUACUACAUCACACGGCUGGAAACUACAACUCUCUACUACAUCACACGGCUGGAAACUACAACUCUCUACUACAUCACACGGCUGGAAACUACAACUCUCUACUACAUCACACGGCUGGAAACUACAACUCUCUCCACAACUACUCUACUACAUACAUCCCCCAACCGGCUGGAAACUACAACUCUCUACUACAUCACACGGCUGGAAACUACAACUCUCUACUACAUCACACGGCUGGAAACUACAACUCUCUACUACAUCACACGGCUGGAAACUACAACUCUCUACUACAUCACACGGCUGGAAACUACAACUCUCUACUACAUCACACGCUGAAACUACAACUCUUACUACAUCACACGGCUGAAACAACUUACAAACACUGCCUCUGACUACAUCCACGGCUGGAAAUACAACUCUCUACUACAUCACACGGCUUGAUCUGAUUUUAUCUCUAGAGAAACUGGUUCUGGGGUCUGGACCUGCCAGUACACUGUUAGGUGAAACCUUGGUUCUGGGGUCUGGACCUGCCAGUACAACCAGAGAAAAACGUUGAUGGUAGUCAGCAGAGCUGCAAAUGAGUGUGCUGUGCUGUAGACUAGAGCUAACCAAGCACACUGAGCCAAUUACACUGGAGAGGAGAGGAGGAGAGAGGCAGGUCACUGGGACAUCAGCCUCUCCUCUCUUACCCACUCGGUGGUCCCUGAUGAGGGAAUAUUCCAAUUCUUGACCAUUAUGAUUGGAAGCAAGUCAUUGAUUGUUUCCUGUCUGGAUAAGCCAGCCUUCAGAGCCAAACCAUCGACGUUGUCCGUCUUUGUACUAUUGGUCACCUUACCCAGGGCUGGUGCUAACAAUUCACAUGUAAAUAACUGAGUGUGGCGGUUAUUUGCAUAUUUCUAACAAACGCUCUUCUGUCUCGCUCUCUCUACAGGGUCUUCUGGACAAGUUCCUCAUCCCCAAUGCUACUCCAGCCGAGAGCAAAGUCUUCUAUC
Coregonus sp. 'balchen' is the source of this 7830-nucleotide messenger RNA. Lineage: Eukaryota; Metazoa; Chordata; Actinopteri; Salmoniformes; Salmonidae. The record is from the annotation of a GenBank genome assembly.